AUUUUUUUACUCAUCUAAUCUCUCGCAUUCCAACAUGUCGGAGUCGGAUCAUCAAAACCCCAACCCACCAGCAAUGCCGGAGCCCAAGACCCGACCCGUCGGCGGGACUGAGCUCAGCUGGUGCAAAGCCGUUCCUAGCGGCACCGGCAUAACAGUCCUAGCCCUCCUCCUCUCGAGACCCCCAAACUUCUCAAAUCUCCAAACUGCCCUCCACAACCUCCAAAAUUCCCACCCCAUCCUCCGCUCGAAACACCAAUUCGACCCCGCCACCGGUAACUACUCCUUCCUCACUCCCCCCACCCCUCACCUCCAAAUCCAGCCGUUCGAUCUCCCAUCAACGGCUCCCAUUCUCCAAAUCAACCCCGACAAUAUCGCCCCGUUGCAUCAGAUCCUCGAGCACGAGAUGAACUUGAACACGUGGCAAAACCUCGACCCCUCGUUGGAAUCCGACACGGACGUGAUGUAUGCGAGCACGUACGCGAUAAGCGAGUCGCGGUGGGUACUGGUGCUCCGCCUGCACACGGCAGCAUGCGACCGCGCGGCGGCCGUGGCGGUGCUGAAGGAGCUGCUGGGGGAGUUGAAGUCAACGGGGGGAGGAGGGGCAGAGAGGGAAUUAAAGGGAGACGGGGAGGUGAGUUUGGGAAUAGAAGAUUUGAUCCCGAACGGGAAGGCGAAUAAGCCGUUUUGGGCGCGUGGGGUGGACAUGCUGGGGUACUCUUUGAAUUCGCUGAGGCUGUCGAACCUGGAGUUCCAAGACGCGAGUGCCGAAAGGCGAUCCCAGGUGGUGAAAUUACAGUUGAGCCCAGAAGAUACCGAUAGGCUGCUCGCUGGUUGUAAGUCUAGAGAUAUAAAAUUAUGCGGAGCCUUGGCAGCUGCUGGAAUGAUUGCUGCCCGUGCCUCUAAGCAGCUUCCCGAUCAUCAAUGGGAGAAGUAUGGUGUUGUAACCCUACUCGAUUGUCGGCCAAUUCUUGAUCCACCCCUCUCUAUCAAUCAUCUCGGGUUUUAUCAUUCUGCCAUCAUGAACACGCAUGACAUCAACGGAGAAGGCAAUACAUUGUGGGAUCUGGCAAAGAGAUGCUACAUGUCCUUUGCCGGUGCCAAGAACUCUAACAAGCAUUUCACGGACAUGGCAGACCUCAACUUUCUCAUGUGCAAGGCUAUUGAAAACCCUGGCUUGACCCCAUCAUCGGCAAUGAGAACUGCCUUUAUCUCAGUGUUUGAGGACACCGUGAUUGAUGAGUCUAGUGAAGUCAACAAAGAGCUUGGGGUUGAGGACUAUGAGGGUUGCGCUUCAGUCCAUGGAGUUGGCCCCUCCAUAGCCAUUUUCGACACCGUACGUGAUGGAUGCUUGAACUGUGCUUGUGUUUAUCCGUCUCCAUUGCAUUCGAGGGAACAAAUGCAGGACUUAAUGGACCGCAUGAAGAGCAUUCUUGUGGACGGUUGUAAGGAUGUUGAGAGUGAGAGCUAGGUUGUUUUAUGAUCUUAAUCAAGGGUGGCAUGUGCCCAUUGGCCAGGGCUAUACAGCUUUCCAAUGAAGGAUGAGAAGGCCCUAUAAGAGGCCAACCCGUCAGUUCACCGGGUUUACAGUUUAUUACCAGGUUCUCCUUCUCCCUGGAAAGUUCAUUGUUCAAACUUGUACUUGGUGGUGUAGUAUGAUGGUCUGCAAUAAAAUGGACAACAAAAUUUGUUUCCUACAAA
Molecule: messenger RNA, 1698 nt
Organism: Pyrus x bretschneideri (Chinese white pear)
Lineage: Eukaryota; Viridiplantae; Streptophyta; Magnoliopsida; Rosales; Rosaceae
Exons: 3
Coding region: 35-1468 (477 amino acids)
Source: RefSeq, a predicted model, not a curated record